Molecule: messenger RNA, 7134 nt
Organism: Homalodisca vitripennis (glassy-winged sharpshooter)
Lineage: Eukaryota; Metazoa; Arthropoda; Insecta; Hemiptera; Cicadellidae
Exons: 25
Coding region: 97-5169 (1690 amino acids)
Cellular component (GO): plasma membrane
Molecular function (GO): protein binding
Source: RefSeq, a predicted model, not a curated record
GUGAUCACGACCAUGGGUUGGACGACUGUGCACGACUGAGAGAGCGGAGACCCCUGCACGACCACACCUCGCACCCCUCACAACGCUGCUCGCACCAUGUCAACCCACGCUAGCCUCUCAGAUGCUUUGGUGACGUCAGUUCUGCUACUCCCGGUCAUCCUGGGCUUCAUCACCACUCCAGAUCCAGCCACCUCACAAUGCAGGCUCUCCGAGUUCCCUUGCACAAACAAACGAUGUGUCCCGCUUUCCUACUUCUGCAAUUCGGUCGACGAUUGCGGUGACUCAUCAGACGAACCACGCUUCUGCACACCUUGUAAUCGAACCUACUUCGGCGAUCUUGGCAAGACUUACGAGCUGGAAUUACAUCGACCUCGAGAGGAUAGACUACCCUUCGUCUGCCACUUGACCCUGACCGCCGGUUCUGGCGACUUAGGGGAUAUUGUUCAGGUGACUUUCGAGAGCUUCACGCUCGGCCGAUUCACGUCCUUCCUGACGGGCGGAUGUCCUGACGGGGACAUGCAGCUCUGGGAGUGGGACAGGCCGCGGAUCGGGGGUGCCUGGUGCGGUACCUCCUGGGGACCCUCGGUCUACUACAGCGAGACUCGCUCUGUCACGGUGUCCCUCACCCUCAGGCGCAUCUCCAAGGAUCAGGACGGGCACAACUUUGACUUCCGCAUCAGCUACAAGACCCUGCCCAAGCACGCGUCUAUCGUCAGAUAUGGUGGCCUUAGGCUCCUCCCUCAACCGCACUUUCGGAUGAUCCCUAUUGUAAGGAUAAUUCCCAUGAAUGUCUCCCUGGUACCGACCGUGACUCCACAGCACUACCUGGGAGACCUCAUCGGUGGCACCUUCUGUUCCCGGGUUUUCACCGACUGUAACCGCAAGGACUGCCGCCUCCAGAGUCCCAACUACCCGGGAGUCUACCCGCGUAACCUCACCUGCUACUACGCGAUCCGCCAGCAGGAGGUGCCACCCGGGAAGUACGCCCUUAUCUCCGUACGGCAACCCAAGGGCCAACUGGUGAACAUCAGGAGUCAGGCGGCCCUCUACGCCCGCGCCAACCAACAGCCCAACCAGAGCCGCCAACUCAAGGUAUGGAAGGAUUGCGAUGAGGUCCAAGACUAUGUGACAGUCUACGAUGGAUAUACCACAAGAGAUCCUGUCCUCCUCAAAUUUUGUGGCGGGGGCGUCGCCGUUCCCGAGGCCAUUUCGAGUACUCACGAACUCCUGGUCGAGUUCUCCACAUCGCCAUACGGCACGUUCCUUUAUCCAUCCCCACCUAUGCCCCUCCAUGGCUUUCAGCUCCAGGUUCAGGUAAAAUUUGUGGACAAGGAGUCACCCAAAUAUUCUCGCAACAAGAGGUGCGAGUUUUGGCUUAAAGGUGCAGGAAAGGGGGUGUUGGAAAGUCCACGCCACUCCCUAUCAGCAAAUACCACCUGCCUGUACCACCUUCAGGGUAUGGAACCAGGCACGCCUCCCCCACCACGCCACCUAGAGAUGUCGCGCAGGCGCACUCAGGCCCUCGUCCCUUCCCGCUUCAAGGUGUGGCUGGCAGUGCUCAAGUACCAUGUCACCAGCAAUGACGAGCAACAGUGCUCUACGCGUCUGCAGGUCUGGGACGGUAACAUCCGAGCUGCACCUUCCUGUAACGAGAUUUACUGUGAAAAGGACGAAGGCGGCUCCCUGGUUUACAGUGUAGGGAAGAGCAACAACAACAACCUGACCCUACUGGCGAGGUACUGCAAGGACCAUAUUCCCCGUAGCUGCGAUCAUUCUUUGCUCUCCAACGGCACCCGCGCCCCCAGACCAUGCUCUCUAGCCGAGAGUUUCCUAUCCUCGGGAGACUCGCUCACCUUGGAGUUACGCAUCACCCAGUCCACCGCCCUCAGGCCAGUAUCGUUCAGAGCUUUGUACGAGUUCGUGGACCUCCAUCAGGACGGGGAAGCGUACGGGAACGCCCCCUGUUCCCGAAGAUUUACCAGCAGAACCCAGCAUCUUCAGGGGGAGCCCCAGAACUUCACUUCUCCCAGGGAUGUAUUCCUGUUCGGUCGCGGAGGAAACACGAACUUGAGCUGCGUGUACCGGUUCGAAGCGCAACGAGGAGAGAGCGUUCGGAUCACUCUCCACGGCCUCCAGACAGCUAACAGAAGCAGCUGUGUGACCAGAAACAACCCGGACUCCAGCAGACUCCAGUGUGUCGGAAAACGCGACUGCACAUUUGCGGAUCUGGGAGUUCCCUUACCAAGGGACUGUCUUUGCGGGGGGUCCGACCACUUCCUCCCCUUCACAUUCACCUCCACCGCUCACAUCGUGGAGGUCCAUUUUAACCUCUUCCACAUGACCUCCUUCGACGAUUUUCGCUCGCUCAACUUCCACGCCUCCUGGGAGUUUGUCCGAACGCCAGUCUGCACCAGGAAGCAGAGGAUAGCCGGAAUCAGUGGGGAACUCUUGUUUCGGUCGCCCAGCAGGACUCCAGACGAGGGGCACGAGCCAUCGAGUCCAACACCUCUCACCCUGAGGGGCACAGCCCUUGUUUCCACCAAGAACAGAGUUUUGGUUCAUGCCGGAGGAGGGGUUCACGUGCUGGUCUGUCCACUACCAGCAGACACGGAGCGCCACCAUGUGGGGACCAACAGCUUAAAGGUGACUUCCACACCACCACCAGUGGCCGGACAGGCGGGCUGCUUGCAAGGACAGGAUCGCACAAAGGUCACCCAUCCCACAGACAAUAUUUACACCGAGCCCAUGAACGUCUCCCUGGUGCCGACCGUGACUCCACAGCACUACCUGGGAGACCUCAUCGGUGGCACCUUCUGUUCCCGGGUGUUCACCGACUGUAACCGCAAGGACUGCCGCCUCCAGAGUCCCAACUACCCGGGAGUCUACCCGCGUAACCUCACCUGCUACUACGCGAUCCGCCAGCAGGAGGUGCCACCCGGGAAGUACGCCCUUAUCUCCGUACGGCAACCCAAGGGCCAACUGGUGAACAUCAGGAGUCAGGCGGCCCUCUACGCCCGCGCCAACCAACAGCCCAACCAGAGCCGCCAACUCAAGGUAUGGAAGGAUUGCGAUGAGGUCCAAGACUAUGUGACAGUCUACGAUGGAUAUACCACAAGAGAUCCUGUCCUCCUCAAAUUUUGUGGCGGGGGCGUCGCCGUUCCCGAGGCCAUUUCGAGCACUCACGAACUCCUGGUCGAGUUCUCCACAUCGCCAUAUGGCACGUUCCUUUAUCCAUCCCCACCCAUGCCUCUCCAUGGCUUUCAGCUCCAGGUUCAGGUAAAAUUCGUGGACAAGGAGUCACCCAAAUAUUCUCGCAACAAGAGGUGCGAAUUUUGGCUUAAAGGUGCAGGAAAGGGGGUGUUGGAAAGUCCACGGCACUCCCUAUCAGCAAAUACCACCUGCCUGUACCACCUUCAGGGUAUGGAACCGGGCACGCCUCCCCCACCCCGCCACCUGGAGAUGUCGCGCAGGCGCACUCAGGCCCUCGUCCCUUCCCGCUUCAAGGUGUGGCUGGCAGUGCUCAAGUACCAUGUCACCAGCAAUGACGAGCAACAGUGCUCUACGCGUCUGCAGGUCUGGGACGGUAACAUCCGAGCUGCACCUUCCUGUAACGAGAUUUACUGUGAGAAGGACGAAGGCGGCUCCCUGGUUUACAGUGUAGGGAAGAGCAACAACAACAACCUGACCCUACUGGCGAGGUACUGCAAGGACCAUAUUCCCCGUAGCUGCGAUCAUUCUUUGCUCUCCAACGGCACUCGCGCCCCCAGACCAUGCUCUCUAGCCGAGAGUUUCCUCUCCUCUGGAGACUCGCUGACCUUGGAGUUACGAAUCACCCAGUCCACCGCCCUCAGGCCAGUAUCGUUCAGAGCUUUGUACGAGUUCGUGGACCUCCAUCAGGACGGUGAAGCGUACGGGAACGCUCCCUGUUCCCGAAGAUUUACAAGCAGAACCCAGCAUCUCCAGGGGGAGCCCCAGAACUUCACUUCUCCCAGAGAUGUAUUCCUGUUCGGUCGCGGAGGAAACACGAACUUGAGCUGCGUGUACCGGUUCGAAGCCCAACGAGGAGAGAGCGUUCGGAUCACUCUCCACGGCCUCCAGACAGCUAACAGAAGCAGCUGUGUGACCAGAAACAACCCGGACUCCAGCAGACUCCAGUGUGUCGGAAACGCGACUGCACAUUUGCGGAUCUGGGAGGUCUCAUGGAGUACGGCAGUUCCCUUACCAAGGGACUGUCUUUGCGGGGGGUCCGACCACUUCCUCCCCUUCACAUUCACCUCCACCGCUCACAUCGUGGAGGUCCAUUUUAACCUCUUCCACAUGACCUCCUUCGACGAUUUUCGCUCGCUCAACUUCCACGCCUCCUGGGAGUUCGUCCGAACGCCAGUCUGCACCAGGAAGCAGAGGAUAGCCGGAAUCAGUGGGGAACUCUUGUUUCGGUCGCCCAGCAGGACUCCAGACGAGGUGAACUGCGAGGGACAGCCAUGGUUGAUAACGCCGAUGGACGCCAAGUACUUAUACGUCCAACUUCGCGGGACCAUGAUCCAAGGGGCACGAGCCAUCGAGUCCAACACCUCUCACCCUGAGGGGCACAGCCCUUGUUCCACCAAGAACAGAGUUUUGGUUCAUGCCGGAGGAGGGGUUCACGUGCUGGUCUGUCCACUACCAGCAGACACGGAGCGCCACCAUCUGGUAGAGGUGUUUUCCGAGGGAUGGGUGCCUGGACCUCCGACUCGACACGACAUCGGGUACACUGCAGACAGUCCUCAGGCCCGCAGUGUCCUGGUAGAGUUCCUGCCACGAGAGCCUGGACUGUAUUCCGUUACAUGGAUGGAAAUAUCUCGGAGGGCGCUCUACCCACACGCUGACCUGUCUCUGUCAGACUGCCUGCACCGCUGCCCGGAACUGGACGCCUGUAUCAACAGUUCCCUCUGGUGUGACGGUGUCUCCCACUGCCCCUCUGGGUUCGACGAGGCCCUGACUCACUGCCUCUACCUGCUCCAGCUGCCGCCUCUGCACCUCGCCCUCGUGCUCCUGGGGCUGCUCGUCAUGGCGGCCACCCUCCUGUACGUGCUGUGUCGCCUGUGCAGAGCCCGCCACGGCUCCCGCCUCAAGUCCCUCCCCUCCGACACCGAGGCCAUUGUCGGCACCCCUAAAGAGGUCAUUUGCUGACCACCGGACAAUUCUGUGCGCUACGUGGAGGUGGACAGGGUGACCACUGUGUGACCCCUUGACCUCAUCUUCGCCCGUACGGGACCACGACUUGUGAUAUCGCUUCUAUCGCCCACCGUCAGGUCUUAGAUCAAUCGAAAAUAAACGCAGCAAGUUGACUGUCAGAAGCAAGAAUAUACGUUGUAAAAUUGCCCAUUGACUAUAUUAUGAUUUCGUACACUAAUAACUCAAAAAUUCAUAGUUUAAUUUUAUUUCAACAUACUCCUUCACAUGUGUAAUACUAAUUAGAGAACCCGGAGAUAUUCUUGCUUUUUCCAGUCACAUGAUCGUAUUUAUCCCGGUCACCUAAUUUCUUUUUACAUGCUACAGUUUUAUAUCUAUUAUUUUUCCCCACGACAACCUUCAAAAACUGGUCUGUAGUAAUCAUAAUCACACUUACUGAACCAAUACAUAUUAAUCUUAAUUUUAAGAAGACUUUUAUUGGACUUUCUCUAUUUGUGAAAAUGUUUGCAAAGUCUAAAUCCUAUAUUAUAUUAAAACAUUUAAAAUAAUACUUUUAUAAUAAUACCAUGUAAAUUAUAAUAUUUUUUGUGGGAGUGUUAUUGACUGAGUGAUAAUGAAGCUUUAAAUUCGAGAUGCUGGUAAAAUGUCAUUUCUGUCUGUCUGUCAGGAUGAUUGUAGCUUGCCAUUCCACAGGUUUGGCUGAGCGUUAGUCACAUUUAAAAUUACUCUUAAAAAUUCGAUAAAAUCGCUGAAUGAAUAAAUUUAUUAACAAAGUGAGUAUAAUCAUAUGACAUUUUAAUAUGUGGCAUGGUGCCACAAGUAAGGUAUCAAAGACAACGCCGAGCGUGGCUGGUGCUUGGAUGGGUAAGAACUGAGAUAUCCUGUUCUUGCAAGCAGUCCGCCUGCUCGGCCAUUGGUGGAAAUUAGGAAGUCAAUUUUAAUAUGAUGGUUUACAGGCUGUCAGUAAGGGCUUUUUGGCCCUAACUUGAAAUUACAUACCAUAUGAUAUAAUUAAUUUUACUGCAAUUGUAUAUACGUAUUUUUCCUUGAAAUUUAGUUUUCAACCCCACCUGGUGCUGAUAUUACCCUUUCUACCACUAUUCCCACCUCUGUCGCACAAAUAGGUUUUUGAAGGUUAUCAGCUACGCACAUACCAUAGUUUUAACAUAUAUCGCUCCCAGCGGGCAAGUCUUGGCUGUGACCUGUGGGUAUAACGCCGGUCCACCUCAGCGCGCAGAAUUGUCUACAGACUAUAGUAACGAAUUUUGUACAGACAAUAUAACAAAUUUACUAGUGAUGUUAUUGUACGAGCAAACGAUUUGACUACUGUUAGAAUGUAAGUAUUAGACUCGUCAGUCGAGACAUUGUUGUGAGUCAAAGCGUAUUUUUAUACUCAUAUUGUUGUGAGUAGAUAUCCCCCGCCUUGAACACUAGAUGGGCUUUCAUGAGAGGGAAAAAUUCCCUCGGGUGCGGGAAAUUUCCCUCAUUUAUCAAUCCGUUUUUACGUUAAUUCCACCAAUUUGAUCACCGUGAGGCAGAAUCGAGUGAUAUUUUAACUUAUGUUUGUUCGCGCCAGAUUAUACUCGUCCCCCACUAAUCCGCCAUUCCUGCCUCACGAAGAAUAAAUGUUACCAAACAAGGUGAAUAUGCAACUAUCCAAUAGAUUCAAAAACGUCCAAUAGUUUAAAUAAACUUUCCCAAAAUUACCUAUCUCAAAUAUUGUGAGAGUAAGAAGGGAAUUAAUGAAUAAAUGAGGCAGAGGGAUUUUUUCCAAACCUGAGGGAAUUAUUACCUCCCUUUAAAGUUCAUGUUAUUGAUCAAAGCAUGGGGUGUCUACUAUUGUGUUCAGUGGCAGAAUAAAGAAUGGUUGUUUUAUGAAAGAAAAUUAUUUAAAAAACUGCUUAUAUUUUAUUGACAUUUACAAAUUAAUUAUUUAUUAGUAUACACAGAUAAGUCAUCUAC